CUUGUUCGACUCUGCUCAUUACGAAUACUUUCACUUGCUGCUCAGCAUCAGGUUCUUCUGAAUCCUUUGUACGAUGGCUACCAUCAAAACUUUACUCGGCGUCGCAAUAAUGUUUAGUGUCGGCUUUGGUGCCCCAAUGCAUGGCAACUACUCUGCGGGCGUAUCCUGCUCCACAGACUCUGGCGCAAACUGUUUGUGUCCUCCUGGCACGGAUUACUCCCAGUCUGUGACGUGGGCUGUAGUCGGAGCACCUAUUUCGGACGUCAGGGCUCUGAUGAACGAUUUUCACAAGCCUGCGUGGCGAGGAUCACUUCCACAUGCGACCAAGGGCCCAAAUAACGCUCCUGGUAGGUCGCAGCGAACAUCCACAUACAAGACGCUGCAAGGGACGUUCAACUUCACUGAAAUUCUCACCAAACAGGAUGUACUGCUAGACGGCUCUUUCGUUCAAGUUUUGGAGUAUCUGGAAGCAGUCGGAAAUACUACUGGGAACCCAUGGGGCGGAUACUGGAUCACCAUCACUGGGGACUAUGUGUUUGGUGAUGAGACGAUGAUCGGAUGGGCUACCUAUCUUUGCUCUCGUGGGGUCGUUAACGACUGGGCUAAGCUCCACGAAGCUUCCUUCAACAACGUGAUCAACCUUCUGGAGCCCAAGAUCACUGGUACCAAUGUUGCGCCGUUUUCGCUCCCGCCAGCGUUCUCGUAGCUGAUGGAGAUGGUCUUCGAAUAUGGAUAGAUUGGUGGUAUUUCAUGCCGUUUUAGGGUGCCCGAACAUUGCUCGAGUUUGAAGUCUGUCAUUUAAAUUUUGUUUUUGGUAACGUGCAU
This is a messenger RNA of Didymella exigua CBS 183.55, 825 nucleotides long. RefSeq lists its product as uncharacterized. The transcript has 4 exons. The record is from RefSeq and is a predicted model, not a curated record. Bases 74 to 706 code for a protein of 210 amino acids. Lineage: Eukaryota; Fungi; Ascomycota; Dothideomycetes; Pleosporales; Didymellaceae.